Patiria miniata (bat star) is the source of this 3369-nucleotide messenger RNA. RefSeq lists its product as uncharacterized. The record is from RefSeq and is a predicted model, not a curated record. The coding region runs from base 374 to 1366 and encodes 330 amino acids. NCBI's taxonomy places the organism in Eukaryota, Metazoa, Echinodermata, Asteroidea, Valvatida, Asterinidae. The transcript has 6 exons.
UUAAAGACGCGCACUAAAUCCUGAAGAGAUUUCAUGAAGGAAAGGUUUUUUUUGUAUUUUUUAGAUCAAUGUCAUUCUUGACAUAUUAUUGGAGCGAGCGAGAUAGGCGGUAAUUGUCAAGCGAAAGCUUAUACGUUUUGUGAUUACGCACAUAAAAAUACUAGUUAUCGCCAUGCCAACCCUGGGCACGCGCAGAAGGGAUGGAUGCUUCAGCUAUUUCGGUUUAAUAUGUUUUCACUUGCAUGCGCGAGGCCAAGACGCGAUCAGAUUUAUCGGCAUGGUUGGGUGCCCUGGUUGGGCAUAAGGUGCACAAGGUAUUUUACACUCAAAAUAAACUUAGAUUACCGCGGAACAUUGUGAAAAACACAAAGAAAUGAUGGUAGCAUUACCAUCAGCUUCUGGAGGUUCUAAGGUCUUCAAAUGUGACACCAACUUAUUGGUGUCGAUUGUGGCGUGCGUAGCAGGAGUCGUCGCCUGUGCCUCCGCCUGGCAAUGGCAAGAGGCCACGUACGCGGCCCAAGAGCACCGCGCAUUGGUCGGCCACUCGAUCGGGAACCACUCGGGGGUGACACAGGCCCUGUGCGCGGUACUGUGUCUGAGGGAAGGCGACGCCCAGUGCCGGUCCUUCAACUACCACGACACCGGAAGGACCUGCCAGCUCAACGGCGCUAGAAUGGAGGAAUUUCCCGAGAGCCUGGUGGAGGAUUUUGACUUCUCGUACUACGGCGCGCAACUUGAGGAGCCAUAUAUCGAUUUGCCGGAAUUUCACACAACACCAUCGGCUUCGGAAUGGCAGCUCGUGUUUAAAGGUGUGGCGGGCAACGGAGUGAAGAUGUACGACAUGUGGACUGCAGCAACCUGGGACGAGACUACGAUGGGUGUCGGUGGGAGCUGGCGGGAUGACUCGCUGUACGGGGCCUGGAACAGCGGUGAUCUGAACAUAGCGCGAGUCAAACUGUCCCUCUGCGAUGCCAAUAUUGGCAGUGGAGCCGAAUUAAUCUUCGACGGAACUGGCUCAGAUGUCAGCAGUUGGUUCAGCAAGGAUCGCCUCAUCUCAAACCCCUGGCAGGACCUCAUCUCGACCGCGACAAACUACUUCAGCAUCUAUGGGCAUCCUCUAGAAGAUCGCCGGUUCUUCAUCAAUCGUCGGUACGGGAACUGCGUUGGAGAUUACGGCUGGCUGGUCGUGACGGAGUCCAAUUCGCAUUUUGACUGCGAGUGGGAUCGUUCGUCCGCAAAGUACCCCUACCCGAUCAUACUAUACAGCAGGACGGCGGGCAAUGUUCAGUGGCACAAAGUAAUAACUGAAGGUACUGAUACAGUCGGACGUGCGGACUACCUAACCAUCCAUAUCGAUGUCGAGUAACAAUUCCAGAGAUUGACCAGAACAAAACUUAUUAUGAUUAUUAAAAAAAAAAAAUUGACAUUACUAUUGAUUAAACUUUAUGCAACGCCUAAAUACAUCCCCGUCAUCUGAUGGGUCGUUGAUCGCGUGUCAUUGAAUUAUUCAUCCCUGGGACCAACCCACGGCCUAGUCUGAGUAUCACCCUUUGUCCAACGGAGCCCUGUCGAUAUCCAACGCCUGUGGUUUUUAUGUGAGCACUGCAAAAUGUAUGCGACCCUACGCCAGCCAAUCUGAGUUGACUUUAGAAAUUGUGACGUCAUUUCGAUCAGAAAUGUGGACUAAGCUUUUGAUUGGUCAACUUGGCUGACAUGUUUUUGUAAUACAACAACGGGUUACAGAAGACCAGAUACAAGGCACCGCUGAAUGGUCAGAAUCUGGAGGCCAAGACGCGGUUUAGUUUUGCAUAAUUAAAUUGCCGAAUCUGUUCGCAUAUCAUAGACUCCUGCUGUGGAUUAUUCCGGCCUCAGCGCAAAAAUAGAAGUUCGAUUUUACGGUUAAUAGAAGGGAUUGGUGGCGCUAUAACACGGCUCUGAUGGCUCUGGUGCUGUAUAUCCAUUCACUCAAAAAUAGAACAUUAACGUAAGCACCAAUUUGCAAGUUACCAAUCAGAUGACGAGGAUUUAUUCAGGUGUUGUAUAAAACAAUACUCGGUUUUGCCUCGUGGAAUGGAACAUUCCAUCUGUCACUUCAUGAAAUUAUUCCUUACAAUUGCAGGAGAAUAGGGCCUAAUGUAGUUGCCUCUGUUGUAUAUAAUAUAAUGCACACAAAAGCAUAGCGAAAAAGAAUUAUGUAAAAAUUCGCUUUAGCUUGGAAGUUAAAAAGUGAUAUGAUCAUCAGAACAGUAUAGCAUUACAUGAUACUACAUGCAUAUGUUGUUUAAUCCACAUAUUCAUGCUCUUAACAGCUAUGCGCAAUGCUAUGGGACAAAUAAUGAAUAAAACGGACUUUUAUAUCUAACUCAUAAAUACUUAAUUCAUACAAUAAUUACCCAUUCUUAUUGGUUGAGAGCCACUUUUCUUGUGUCGCAUGCAAUUUGGACUCCUAUGUAGUCUGGUCCAUUUUACCCUUUUAUUGGUUGAACGGUCACAAUCCUCACUUUUUAGGCAUUAUGUACAAUACUACCAAUGAGUCAAAUUCAUACUACACCGUCACCGCCGCAAGUUCUGCGCCACAUCACGCAAUAGGCGCUACGCACGCGCCAAUCUUCUUAUACGGAGUUGUCUACUACUACUCGCGAGAGGCACCUACCAUAACAUAGCUAGAGGGGUGUUUCGAAAAACAUGAAGUAAAAUAUUAUUGUUGAACAAAAUCUUUCGAAAUUUAUUCUUUUGACAUUCGGACUUCAAAAGGUAUAUUUUAGUUAUUAUCAAGUUGGGUAAUUAUCAGCAUCAAGCCUCCAAGCCGGUCUUAAACGUAUUGUUUAAAACCAGCCAAGCAUUUUAUCCCUUAUUAUUCAUGCCAGCAGACACACACUAACAUAGCUGUGUGGACGAAAUAAAAGACUAUGUAUAUUGUUUAGAAACCACGAUCGAACAGAAAGUCAACACAAAGGUUAAACUGGAGUACAUUGUCUAAUUGGUUCAUCCCUUUAGUAUUGUAAAAUAUUAAUGCAUGUAUUUCAUUAUGGUGUAAUAUAAUAAUUAUAUUAAAAUAUUUGAUGUACUAGCAAGAAUAAGUAAUGUUAUUAGCACUUCUGUAUAUAAUUAACACACACGAACUAAAAUGCGCAAACCAGACUGCAGCUGAGUAAGUUAUGAAAAGAAUUGAGAAUACAGUAUUUAAAAAUUCACUUAUUUAAUGAAAAAUUGGAAGUACAUGCACCUGUUUUUUUGUUGAAUAGUAUUAUUAGAAAUGGCAUUCGGGUUUUUUUUAUACUUCAUGUAAAAUAACAUUCCCAAGUAGAUUAACAAUUGAUAGUAGUUGGUCAAUGUACCAAAUAAAAAAAGAUGAAAUACAAAUCCGAA